AUGACAUUCAGGGAUGCGGCUAUAGAUUUCUCUAAGGAAGAGUGGGAAUGCCUGGGCCCUGCUCAGAGAGACUUGUACAGAGAUGUGAUGUUGGAGAACUACAGCAACUUUGUGUCACUGGGACUUGCCAUUUCUAAGCCAUCAGUGAUUUCCCUAUUGGAACAAGGGAAAGAACCCUGGAUGGCUGGGAAAACAGGACGGUAUCCAGACAUCAGACAAAUUUUAAUUCAAAGAAAUGCAAUGUAUUUAAAGAAUGUGGCAGAGACUGCUUGUAACUUUCAACUAAUUCAAUAUCAAAUAAGUCAUGCUAAUCAGAAACCCUAUGAAUGUCAGAUAUGUGGAAAGCCCUUUAAAAAGCGUGCCCACCUUACCCAACAUAAUCGAAUUCACACUGGUGGGAAACCAUAGGAAUGCAAAGAAUGUGGGAAAGUGUUUAUCUGUUGUUCAACAUUGAUUCAACAUAAGAGAACUCACACUAAUGAGAAACCCUAUGAAUGUCUGGAAUGUGGAAAGACGUUUAGGUGGAGUACACAUCUUAUUCGACAUCAAAGAAUUCAUACUGGUGAGAAACCUUAUAAAUGUAAGCAAUGUUGGAAGGCCUUUGCUUCUGUUUCUGAUUUAAUAGACAUCGGAAAAUUCACACUGGUCAGAGACUUAACGAAUGUAAAAAAUGUGGGAAGGCAUUUAACAAUCGCUCAACUUGGCAUCAGAGAAUUCACACUGGUGAGAAGUCCUUUGAAUGUAAGGAAUGUGGCAAAGCAUUCAAUAAUUGCUCAACACUUAUUCAACACCAGAGAACUCAUACUAAUGAGAAAUCUUAUGAAUGUCAGGAAUGUAAAAAGGCUUUUAGGCAAAGUGCACAUCUUACUCAACAUCAAAGAAUUCGUACUGGUGAGAAACCAUGUGAGUGUAAGCAAUGUGGGAAGGCUUUCACUUGUGUUUCUGAUUUUAACAGACAUCAGAGAAUUCACACUGGUGAAAAACUGUAUGAAUGUAAAGAACGUGGUAAAGCCUUUAACAGUUGUUCAGCUCUUAUUCAACACCAGAGAAUUCACACUGGUGAGAAGCCUUAUGAACGUAAGCAGUGUGGGAAGGCUUUUGUCUCCUGUUCAACACUUGUUCAACAUCAGAGAACACAUACUAAUGAAAAACCUUAUGAAUGUCAGGAAUGCAAGAAGGCCUUCAAGCAGAGUGCACAUCUAAUGAGACAUCAGAGAAUUCACAGUGGGGAGAAACCCUAUGAAUGUAAAUGAAUGUGGGAAUGCCUUCAUUUGUUUUUCUGAUUUUAAUAGACAUCAGAGAAUUCACAAAGGAGAGAAACCCUAUCAGUGUAAAGAAUGUGGGAAGGUUUUUAAUAAUUAUCCAACUCUUACUCAACAUCAAAGAACUCAUACCAGUGUGAAACCCUAUGAGUGUAAGGAAUGUGGAAAGACCUUUACUUGGCUUUCAAACUUGAAUAAACAUCAGAGAAUUCACACUGGUGACAAACCCUAUGAAUGUAAAGAUUGUAAAAAAGCUUUCCUUUGUUAUUCAACGUUUAUUCAACACUAUAGAACUCAUACUAAUGAGAAACCCUAUGAAUGUCAGGAAUACAGCAAGGCCUUGAAGCAGAGAGCCCAUCUUACUCAACAUCAAAGAAUUCAUACUGUGAGCAAGGAACAUCCCAGUGAGGGUGAGACAGACUGCAGAAGCAGCCCAGACACUACCAGUGAACACCUCCAGUCCCAUCUGUCCAUCAAGGGGGCAGUGGGCAGCCAUGUCUCUCCUUUAGGAGCCAAGUGGAACAGCAAAGGGUCAGCAGCCAACAGAACCUGGUGGACAAUGGGAUCUUCUCUAUGGUUUCAUUCAAGUGCUGAAAACAUCACUUCUUUGAAGAAAUCAAGGGCCAGACCAAUUCUUACAUCACCAAUCCUGAUGAGUCCAUCUGGACUUAGUAAGAAAAGACAGAUACAGCUGGAGGACCUCGAACUGUGGACCAUAUACUAAAGUUCCAGCCUCAUGCCAGUGGAAAUGCUGCAGCCUCAGAGAUCUGCAGAUCAAAGACUGUGACGCCAUCAUGCUUAUUUAAAGAGGCUGACAAGAGCCUGUAAGUUCUCAGGGAUAGCCAUGCCCAGGCUAACCAUGAUCUAGAUGCCCAGUGGUCCUGUCUCUACUUCGCACUCUAUCAAGACCAUUGUGAUCUUUCUGAAGCAUAAAUAUGAACCUACCCCUCCCCUGUUUAAUUCCUGCUCCCCAUUACUUACAGAAUGAAGUUCAAGUUCCUGUGCUUGGCAUUCAGGGUCUUUGAAAAUCUAGCCCUUGUUUACCCCUAUAGUUCCCCUCCCACUCCCUAAAUGCACCCCACACUAUGGCCAUGCACAAGCACUUGCGAGUCCCUAAAUGCUGACUGCCAGGUCAUACUUCUAUGACUCUUGAGUCAACAAUCCUCUCUUUUUUUUUUGAGAUGGAGUCUUGCUCUGUCACCCAGGCUGGAGUACAGUGGUGCAAUCUUGGCUCACUGCAACCUCCGCCUCCUGGGUUCAAGUGAUUCUCCUGUCUCAGCCUCCUGGGUACCUGGGAUUACAGGCAUGUGCCACCACGACCAGCUAAUUUUUGCUUUUUUUUCUGACGGAGUCUCGCUCUGUUGCUAGGCUUAAGUGCAGUGGCGUGAUCUCGGUUCACUGCAACCUCCGACUCCCUGGUUUAAGCUAUUCUCCUGCCUCAGCCUCCCAAGUAGCUGUGAUUACA
Pongo pygmaeus (Bornean orangutan) is the source of this 2727-nucleotide messenger RNA. RefSeq names its product zinc finger protein 781-like. The record is from RefSeq and is a predicted model, not a curated record. Lineage: Eukaryota; Metazoa; Chordata; Mammalia; Primates; Hominidae. Gene Ontology annotation, cellular component: nucleus. Gene Ontology annotation, biological process: regulation of transcription by RNA polymerase II. Gene Ontology annotation, molecular function: DNA-binding transcription factor activity, RNA polymerase II-specific; RNA polymerase II transcription regulatory region sequence-specific DNA binding.